Peromyscus leucopus (white-footed mouse) is the source of this 8421-nucleotide messenger RNA. RefSeq names its product zinc finger CCHC domain-containing protein 3-like. The record is from RefSeq and is a predicted model, not a curated record. NCBI's taxonomy places the organism in Eukaryota, Metazoa, Chordata, Mammalia, Rodentia, Cricetidae. Gene Ontology annotation, molecular function: RNA binding; zinc ion binding; double-stranded DNA binding. Gene Ontology annotation, cellular component: cytoplasm. Gene Ontology annotation, biological process: detection of virus; activation of innate immune response; defense response to virus.
CACACACACACACACACACACACACACACACACACGUACUUUGUGUGUGUGUGUGUGUGAAUUAUUGGAAUGGUUUAACUCAAGAAUCUAUCAUUGCAGUAGAGGAAAUGACAUGACAGAUCUGAAACUGUCAACAGCAAGCUGCAAUCCACAACACAGUAUCACAAUCAGCCAGCAGCAGCCAGAAAGGGAGGGUUGCUAGUAUAUAGCCAGGAAUUUGGCCCAAGCAACUGAUACAUGAUUACUUCCUAUUUGGCAUGGGCUGUUUUUUUUUUUUUUUUCUUAACUGUUAUUUGGUUUUUUGUUUGUUUGUUUGUUUGUUUCUGAUAAUUGGAGGCAGAGACCAGAGUAAACUGCAUGUUUUUGCUCUUGUGCACUUUCAAUUUCGUUGCUUCAGUGGCAGCACACGGACAUUUAAGUGGGAGUGAGGGAGAAAUGAAUCAGCAUCUCAACUUUGGUGGAACUGAGAUAAUUGUCCUUAUUGGUUCUUAUCCUGGGCUCAAUUUGAAUGCACCCAGUCCUUCAAUCAGUGGCAAGGAGUAUUAAGGAAAGUGUCCAAGGUCUGUCUUCUUACCAGUCAGGCUCAGGCUAUAGCACAGGACAAAGUUGAUCCAAAGCCUGACUCAUUAUUGGCCCAGAAAUGAGACUGCACCUAACAUCUACAGGACACAGAUCCCAUUCAGUUUAGCAAAGUCAUAAUUGUUUGAUUCCCAGGAUCACAGCUCUGAGUCUCCUGCUCCUGUCACUUGUGCAGCCAGUAGGGUCCUGUUUCUGAAGCUACAGCUUCUCCUUAAAGAUGUGACAUCCAAGUCUCAGUCGAAAAGUGUUGCGGUAUAAGCAGGGAAGAUAAUCCAAUGUAGGCUUUACUAACUGGGACAGGAAAAGAGAGUUCUGCUCUUUCCAAUUGUAAGGAUAUCCACUGUGGGAAUAGCUAUGGUAUUGUCCAGUUACUGAGAGUCGCUGAAAGUAUCAAGCAAUAACUUUUCCGGACACUAGCCUUUCUGUUACUAGAGUCUCUGGGUGGACAAUAAACAAUAGCACAUGAAAUUUACAUCUUAUAUUCCUUUUGCCAUUUAGGGACUCAGAGGAACAACUUUCGAAUGUUGGUGGGAAUUGUCAAUUCCUUUUGACACAUAGGAAAUCUUGGUCAUGACUUUUUUUUUCCUGCUUAGCCCAUUCUUCUCUAUGACAUCAGACAAGGCAUGAACUUUGUUGGAAAUCAGUUAUUUAUUUCUAGUGUCAGGUAUUCCUCCGAGACAUUGUUCCAUUGAAAGUUAUUAAGAACCCAGAUUUCUUUUUUCUUGUAUCUGCUAUGUUCAUAAGUUUACUACCUGUGAACACCUUAUCUUGUGUCUGAAAACUCACAUUCUGAAUUUCUCUGACAGACAGGAAAGUUGAGAUUGUGAAAUAUGGUCAUAAAGGAAUGAUCCCCCAGUGCUGAAUCUUUUAGAAUAUUUUUGGUACUUUUUCAACACAGAUACAGGAGGCUUUAGUUAAGCCAUAUUAAAAAAGCAUUGAACAUCAUAACAUAGUUAUCCAAAGCCACUAAGGGUCUAUAUAAAGAGUCUCUUGAAUAUCAUUGUGUUAAUUCCCUAUCGAUACGAGAUGAAAUUUCUCUGAUGAUGGUCAUGAUUUUACCAGAUCUAUUAGCUUUCACUAUGUCUUCAGAACUCACUUUAUUUCAAUUUGACUCGAGUGCAAUGAAAGAAAUAAUUUUUAUAGUUCUCAGACAAUUUUAGCCUCAGGUUCUUGGUCCUUUUAUGAGUGUUGGGCAUUUAUUCACCUCAUGGAAUUAAUCAUAAUCCUUGGAAGUAAUUGAUUACUCCUAUUAUAAAUAGACCACUAUGACAAAAGAGAGAAAAAGGAGAUGACUACUCUAUAAGUGCUAUUUUGUGGCAUGUAGCUCAUGAGCAUGUGACAUUUUGAUCUUCCUGUAGUUAUAUCAGAGUAGUUUUUUUUUUCAUUUAUAUUCCAUGUAGUCAUACCCACUGAAGCUUCUUAUGAGGUACCCUGUGGAUAUCUGUUCUAUGAUGAACUAAGUAUGUAGGAUCUUCAAUAAUAGCUUAUCACUUUGCAAGUAAUUGAUUACUCCUAUUAUAAAUAGGCACUAUGGCAAAAGUAGGAAAAGAGGAGACUUCUCUACAUGUACUGUUUUUUUUUGUUUUUUUUUUUGUUUGUUUGUUUUUUUUUGGCAUGUAGCUAAAGAGUAUGAGGCAUUUUGAUCAUGCUACAGGUAUAUGCUGUUUUCAUUCCUAUCACAUAUAGUCAUUCCCACUGAAGCUUCUAAUGAGGUACAAUGUGAAUAUCUGCACAGUGAUGAAUAAAGUGUGUAGGAAAUUCAAUAAUAGCUUAUCACCAUCAUAUUAGGAGAUGUGACCCUGAAUUGGAAAUGGUUGUGAAUCACUGGUGGGGCACUAUGGGAGCCCCCUUCCUUGACCAAGAAGAUAACUAAAUAACUCCUUACUGACACCUGAGAGAAAACUCUGAUUCCCUUUCUUGGUCUAAGAUGUGCUGUUUUCACAAUAUCUCCAUUAUAUGUGUUGAACCAUAUCAAUUACUUUUAUAUAUAUAAAUGGUUUUGUAUGUAUAUGUAUAUAUGCCUCCUUCUGACACACAUUUCGAGGUAGAAAUAUAUAUGUAUGUAUCAAAAUACAUAUGCAUACAUGUGUAUGCAUCUUGAUAUAGAUGAGCAUUUCUCACAUGUGUACUGUAUUUAUAUAAUUCCACUCUUCUUUAUUUUUCCUCCUGAAGCACCAUGUCCGCUCCAGGAUAUUCCAAAAGAAACACUACUUCUUAGUGAAUUUAUAUUUUUUCAUACAUACACAAAUAUAGUCAGAACUAAAUGAUGCAUUGUAGAGAAUGUGGUGAUAAUUAAUGCAUAUUUUUAUUUUUGACCUUUGGAAUUGAAAGGCCUCACAAUGACAUUUUAAAAUAACCUGUGUCUAUCUAUCUUAGCAUCCAUCUUUUCUUCUCAGCUUUUAUGCUUAGUGUGUCAAGCCUAGCGAAUUUCCACUACACACUGGCAUGCAGAUAUGUGUUGUCAUGCUGCUACCCUUGUUUGGUUGCUUCUUUACCUUGAAAUAUAUUUUUGGUUGGUAUUCAUAUUUUCUAAACAUUGGGGUUUGAAAUUUGCUAUCCUUCUUAGAAGACAAUUUUUCUGCUGGAGGAAUCCUGUUCCUUAGGAUCAUGAAUUGUAUCUUAGCAUUAAGUAACACACUUACUUUGCCCAGAAAAUAUGUUGAGUUGUGUGGAAUUAUCAGAUGGCUGUAGACAUGACAUUGUAAGUACAUAGCAAUAUGUCCAGGUAUGGAAUUUAGUACUAAUGCUGUAAAAUGAUGUCUUUUUGAAGAGUUAAAACUGAAGUUGCCUGUGGGUAUGGGAUAUAUAGAAAACUGUUCAAAUGGCAUGCCUUCAGAGAUGUUGCCAAAGGAGUGCCUCUGGGUUCACUAAUUCUUAGCCUUUAUGUAUCACACCAGGCUAAUACUUUGGGAAUUAUUUUUCUUCAUUUAAAUGAUAUAUGAUACUUUUGAUAAAAAAAAAUGGAAUAUUCAGUCAUGUCUGAGGGAAACAAGGAUAUAAUGCCCUAGGAUAUUCUAAGUCCUGGUAAGCUUUAUAUUUGAAUGCAGUGGUACAAUCAAGUCUGACUUGAUGUAUUCAGUUGGGUAAGCUGUGAUUUUAUAUGAACAGUCCAUCAUGAUGAUGAUGAUGAGUAAAAUAAUAACUAUAUUAAUGGUCCAGGGGACUAUUUCUAAGCACAUAGAAUGUAAAAAUUAGUUUAAAAAAAAAUCCCAGAUAUUCAUCUGCUUAAGAGGCAAGAUGGCGACAGGUGGCAGAGCAGAGGAAGAUCUGCAGCGGGGCCGCCUGCAGAUGCUGCUCCCCGCGCAGCCUAUGGCCCAGGCAGAGGAAGCCCAGGGCACAGGAGAGAAGAUGGGCUGGGCGCAGGUAGUAAGGAACCUGGCGGAGAAGAAGCACGACUUUCGUGAGCCUUGGCGGGGAGAAGGAAGGGGCAGAGGUGCGGUUGUCAGGCUGGGCAGCCCCGCGGGCCUGGCCGCUCCGAACCCCGGCAACUUCCCACCUGCCGGCCGCGGGGACCCGAGGGGCUACAGAAGAGACCCUGCGGGCUACGCGGCAGAAGCUUUCAGGAUGCAGGGAGCCGGAGACGCGAAUCAGAGAAGGAUGGCCCAGGUGGCGGCGGCAGCGGCGGCAGCGGCGGCAGCGGCAGAGGCGGCCAUGGCGUCCCCCGCCAGGCCCGGUGCGACCAAAGACGCAACUGCAGGGCGACCACUGCAGGAUGAGCCUCCAGCCGCCAGGCCUGGUAAGAGCCGCUUCCUUGUGCGUAUCUGUUUCCAGGGAGAAGAGAGUGCCUGUCCGACCCGGGAUUUCGUGGUGGGCGCGCUCAUCCUGCGCUCCAUUGGCAUGGAUCCUGGGGACAUCUAUGCUGUCAUCCAGAUCCCUGGCAGCCGCGAGUUCGAUGUGAGCUUCAGAUCUGCAGACAAGCUUGCCCUGUUUCUCCGCAUCUAUGAGGAAAAGCGGGAGCUGGACGACUGCUGGGAGAACUUUGUCGUGCUGGGGCGGAGCAAGUCCAGCUUGAAGACCCUCUUCAUCCUCUUCCAGAAUGAGACCGUGGAUGUGGAGGAUAUCGUGACCUGGCUCAAGCGCCACUGCGAAGUGCUGGCCUUGCCAAUGAAAGUGACUGACAGGUUUGGGAUCUGGACUGGGGAGUACAAGUGUGAGAUUGAGCUGCCGGGGGAGGGCGGGCUGAAGCACCUGCCUGGGGCCUUUUUCAUGGGAACAGAGAGGGGCUACAGUUGGUACAAGGGGCAGCCCAAGACGUGCUUCAAAUGUGGUUCUCCGAACCACAUGACCGGCACCUGCACGCAGGAGAUGUGUUACAGGUGUGGAGAAGAGGGCCACAAGAGCCCUUACUGCCGGAAGAUCAUCAUGUGCAACCUCUGUGGCAAGAGAGGACACGUGUUUGCCCAGUGUCCCAAAGCAGCUCAAAAUUCCGUGGCAGAUCACCUCACAGGCAUGGCUGGACACUGAAUGUGUGUCUGCCAGCCGGGGUGAACACACAGCCAUCUUACCCUUCUCAAGUGCCAAAACCUUUUUUUUUUUUUUAAGACCAUUUUUCUCUUUUUCGACGGAGAUUAUUCCUAAAACUUAACAGAGACAUUCUCUCUAUGCCUUUUAAAACCACGUGUGCUCCUUUUCAGGCUGUUUAAAAAGAACUCUUCAGAACUGUAGUGUGCAGAUAUAUUUCUGUCCUCCCCCACCACCACCUUUUUUCUUCCGUUUUACAUUAGUUUUGGUACUUUCUUCUUCAACACCCUGUCUGCCUAUGUACUAUUUGCUAACUCCCUCUUCAUCCAAGUCUCAUCAGAAGAUGUUUGCCCUUUGGGCUGCCUUGCUCAUUUUAUGCCUCUUGCCUGGGUACAGGGCCCAGAGCGGAAUAGGCAUUCACCUAAGUGUUUAUUGAAUCGAAAAUGUUGUCGACUAGCUGUCUAGAGUGCCUACCUUGUGCAGCUCUCUGCUGGGCUCUUUCCAUUUGUGGCUUCUAUGUGAUAUGAAAAUUUGUGAAAACAGUGUUGCUGGAAGUGUGUAAUCCUAAUAAGCUCUGAAAGGUGGCCAAGGGCCUCCUGAAGCAUUUAAACCUAUCUCCCUUGUGACAGCUCCUUGUGGCUCAGAAGCCUUAUUUCUGUAGAAGCUUGGAACCUAGGCAGUUCUUCUAGGAAAGAACCAAGAGGUGUUUUUUGUUAGAUUUUCUUUGGGGGAGCUUGCUUUUGUUUUGUGUAUUGAUUUGAGACAGGGUCUUACUGUGUAGCCCUGACUUGUUUGCAUUCCUGGACCAGGCUGCCUUCAAACUGACUGUGAUCCUCUCAACUCUGCCUCCCUAAGGAUAUUUUAAAUUAACCCCUUGGUUUUCCAGCAGAUGAAAUAAUCUGAAGUGAAAUGACUGGGUCAAAGUAAACCGCGGUGUGGUGCCUCAGACUGUCCAUAGUAGAGUCCACUGCCCCCUUGCCUGGUGCUCAUCCCACUACCUCUCACACUUCACAACAGUCUCCUUGACAAUGGAGGGCCAUGAAAGUCUCUCUCCAGGCUGAUGGUCCCAGCAUGAAGCUGAGACACCAUGCCCUGAAAGAGCAGAAAGAGAAGCUUGUCUUGCCAUUUCAUAGUAAGGGACCUAGGGAAAGGACCAGUGGACACACUGCAGGCUGCAUGCGUCCCUCAGUCCUUGGAGUGAGUGCCACAUCUUCAAUGUUCCACUGUCACUGUCAGCAUUGAGAAAUGGUUCCCCUUGGGAAAGAAACUUGCCAGACUUUUACAUUUACACCUCUGCCUCAUCUACUAGGAACCCCAGAGAAGUUAGAGAGAGAGCUCUUCUGAAACUUUGGACCUCUGAUGCUCAGAAGAAAGGUGGUUUUAACCCAGAAGCAUGAGUGAUCUGUAAACUGGAAAACGUUCUUGGGGAAACAGGCCAAGAGUGAGGGCCUGGGUCAACUAUGUGUUAUCAAGUUAAAGUGAAAGACAGUAAGCUGCUAUUUUCAGUUUUGGUCUUCUCUUUGCAGUUUUGCUAUUUUCUUGUGGCUUAGAAUGUAAAACCAGUUGCUCAGAAUUGUUCUCAAUAAAUAUUUAUCUUUUUUUGCCCAUGAAAAAUGUUGAGUUGUGUGGAUUUAUCACGUGGCCCUAGACAUGACAUUCUAAAUUCACAGGAGUUUCUGCAGGUGUGGAAUUUUGUAAUAGUUCUGUAAAAUGAUGUCUUUUUUGAGAUUUACAACUCAAGUUUACUGUGAGUAUAAGGAUAGAUUCAGAGAAAAGUGUUUGAAAUGAUAUGCCUUCAGAGAUUUUUCCAAUGAAGGAGUACCUCUGGGUUCAAUAUUUCUUAGCCUUAUGUAUCAGGAUAGGUUAAUUCAGUGGGAAUUAUUUUUUCUCAUUUUAAUGAUAUAUGUUUCUUUUAAUCUAAAAAUUUUAAAUAUUCAAUCAUGUCUGUGGGAAACAACGAUUUAAUACCCAAGAUAUGCUAAGUCCUGACAAGAUUUUACAUUUGAUGGUGGUGAUACAAUCACCAAUUCUCCCAUGAUAUUUUUCAUUGUGUUAGCUGUGAUUUCGAUAUGAACAGCACAUGAUGAUGUUGAGUAAAGUAAUAUCUAUAUUAAUUGUUCACGAGACUGUUUCAAAGAACAAAACAAUGUAAAAAUUAGUUUAAAAACAAAUGUUCAAUAAGAACGAUGAUCAAGUGUAAUUUAAAGGAAUUUAGAAGUUAUCUUUACAGGAGAUUCCUCAAUAUUUUUUUCACUUUUAGUAUAUGUUGUGAUUAAAAAAAAACAGAUGCACUGAUUUAUGCUUAGGUUUUAUUUAAGCAUUGCAAAAUAAAAUUUGAAACUGAGUGAGUACAAGCACCAAUUCAUAAUGGAAAGAUGACUGAUGAGUAGAUGCUUAAAUUAGAGAAAAUCUGUGUGCUUUUGACAAUUAUCCCCUAUGUUAUAUAAUGCUUAAUUGCUUCUAAUAAGAAAAGCCUAGUAGAAGAGUCCAUUAGCAUCUGACUGCUUGGAAAGAUGAUUCCCUGCUUUCUAAUUCCAGAAUAUAUAUACACACGUAUGAAAAAUCAGGCAUACAGACAACAACAUCCAAAGAAAAACAGGAGGCAUAUGUCGUGUGAGUAAUAUCAUGGAGCUUGGGUAACAUGUUUGGCAAAUUCUCCUCUUGUGUGAAACACAAUGUCAAUCUAACAUUGGCAAUACUCCUAUGCAUGCAAGUGAUAUUUGAUGGAUUUUUUUAGCACCCUUGUAUCAGGUUAGGUUGUAUACAAAAUUGUUUCUUUAUGAAGCAAACCAAUGUUCUACUACCUUCUGAAGAAUAUCAUUAAACAAAUAUUGUUAGAGUGGCCUAUAAUAGUUAAUGUGCUGAUGAAGAGGGAAAGACAGAAUUUCCCAUGCAUGCUAGUUUCGAGUGUCUGUCCAUGUUCUAAUUGAUGGCUCCAUAGAAAAGAAAAACAGGGCUUUCCCUGAACUCUGAUGUCACCCAAAAGAAAGUAACUACAUGAACUAAGGACAGAGUACUAAUAAUACUGAUUAAAGCAGAAUUCUGCUAGAAGAAAUGCAAAGAUUUUUUUUAAUAUUUUCAAAAUAUCUAUAUUUGUAUAUGAAUAAUGAGCAAAGUAUUUUGUGAGAAUGUAUGGGAGUUUGAAUCCAAAAUGAAUGCUUCAUGCAUGCAGAUAUAUAUGGAACCACAUAUAAAUGCAUACAUACACAGGAGAAAGUGUAAAUAGUAUAUAAGGAUUAUGAAUAUUAUGCUAUAAUACAAAGACCUCAGAAUAUUACAUAAUCAUUACAACACAGUAAGAUAGCAUAACCAAAAUGCCUAUGUUCAGAACAUGGCUAAAUGUACCAUUACUCUUUACAAAAGUAGCAUCUUAUUUUGAUC